UUUCCUUUUUAUUCCUUCUCUCUUUCUCUUUCUCUUUCUCUGUUCCUCGAUCGCCACCACACCAUGGUUGUGGCCCUAGCGCCGGCGAUCUCGCCGCCGCUUCUUCGUUUCCGGCCAGAGCAUCCUCGUCCUCUACAGCGAUCUCGGGUUUUGGUUUCCGGAACACGCGUGGUGCUACCAUUGCGAAUUUCCAACGAGGGUUUGCGAGGUGCAACAGCUGUGAGAAGUAGGAUGGUAGUUCUAUGCAUGAAAAAUCAACUAUCUCAACAGAGAAAUGGAGUUUUACAUCACAAUCAACUGCCCUCUGCAGCGAUGAUAUGUGCGGCUGCUCUGACUCAGAGAUGUGCAGCAGAGCAAACACAAACUGUUCAGCGACCGUCAUCAACAAUCACGAAAGCUCCAAAUGAAGGCAAGGAGAAAUCCCAGGACAGGCCACCAAAACUUGAUGAUGGUGGCAAUGGGUACCCUCCAUAUUAUUUUGGUGGUGGCGGCGGUGGAGGUGGAGGUGGUUGGAGCAGCUCCGGUGGAUUCUAUGUAUUUGCUUUCCUCAUUUUUCUAGAUUACCUUAAGGAGCUGGAAGAAAAUAAGGAAAAGCAGAAGAGGAGAAAACAACAUGCCACAGACGACGAAUUCACUAGUAUUCCUUCGGAGUAGCUUGUUCCCGGGCAGCAUACACACCAUUUUUUUUUUUUCAAUUUUUAAAGUUUAGCAAUUUUCAUCCUAGUAAAAUGUAUAAAAAUCUGAUAUGACUAUUGGGCGGAAUUUUUUUUUUUUAAAAAAUUUUAAUGAGAGAAUGGGAAUGAAGGAUUGUUCCAGCA
This is a messenger RNA of Dioscorea cayenensis subsp. rotundata (Guinea yam), 818 nucleotides long. Its product is annotated as protein YELLOW LEAF 1, choloroplastic-like. The transcript is spliced from 5 exons. Lineage: Eukaryota; Viridiplantae; Streptophyta; Magnoliopsida; Dioscoreales; Dioscoreaceae. Bases 64 to 654 code for a protein of 196 amino acids. Gene Ontology annotation, biological process: thylakoid membrane organization; chloroplast organization. The record is from RefSeq and is a predicted model, not a curated record. Gene Ontology annotation, cellular component: chloroplast.